AUGUUGGAUGAAGCUGCUCGCCACCUACUUCUUGAUUCACAUACAUCUCGUAACAAGACGGUUUUGCCAAACGAUGUUGAUCUGCUUAAUCCCCCAGUUGAGUUGGCGAAGAGGAAGCAUAAGCUCAAACGACUUGUUCAAUCUCCCAACUCUUUCUUCAUGGAUUUCAAGUGCCAGGGUUGUUUUAACAUAACAACCGUAUUCAGCCACUCUCAAACGGUGGUGGUGUGUGGAAAUUGUCAGACGGUGUUGUGCCAGCCGAUUGGUGGUCGUCCAAGACUUACAGAAGGAUGUUCUUUUAGAAGGAAGGGAGACUGAUCCUAUUGCUUACUUUUAUGGUUGGUUAAUCAGAAGCUGCUUCGUGCUAUUACUUAAAACGUUACAAGUUGAGUCUUUUAUUCUGGUUUUUCUUGUUGAACCCCAGCUAUCAUCUUUUAAAAUUAGGGAUUGUGUUUGAAUCAUUUCAUCAGACCCACUACUCACU
Lactuca sativa (garden lettuce) is the source of this 484-nucleotide messenger RNA. RefSeq names its product small ribosomal subunit protein eS27y. Gene Ontology annotation, molecular function: structural constituent of ribosome. Lineage: Eukaryota; Viridiplantae; Streptophyta; Magnoliopsida; Asterales; Asteraceae. Gene Ontology annotation, biological process: translation. Gene Ontology annotation, cellular component: ribosome. The record is from RefSeq and is a predicted model, not a curated record.